AUGCGCUCCAUCAACCUGCAAUGGCCAAUCCACAUUCUGCACCCGCAAGUAUUCCAACAUCACCCAACUGGCGCCCACGACAGCCCCUUCGUCGGCCCCCUCCCACAGCAUAAUCAAAACCUGGAGGUAACAGAACAACUUGACCUGGGGAUCCGCUUCCUGCAGGGCCAAACCCAUAAAGCCCUUGACAACGCCAAUACCAUUCAAUUAUGCCAUACAUCCUGUCUUCUCGAGGACGCCGGAACCCUGGAGUCCUUCCUGGGCACGGUCAAGACCUGGCUGGACAGCCAUCCAGAUGAAGUGGUCACCUUACUGCUUACGAAUGGUGAUGGCUUCCCCGUAUCACGGUUCGAUGAGGUAUUCGCCGGUGCCGGGAUUAAGGAUUAUGCAUUCAUACCGAGCUCGUCGCCGGAUGUGCUGGCCAUGGAUUCGUGGCCGACAUUGGGAGACCUGAUCAGUACGGGGAAGCGACUUGUGGUAUUUUUGGAUUACGGCGCCGACACUAAAUCCGUUCCAUAUAUAUUGGACGAAUUCGGUUACUUCUUCGAGACGCCCUACGAUGUGACGGAUGCCUCGUUCCCGAAUUGCAAUAUCGAUCGGCCUUCUGGAGCAUCGGCCGACGGGCGCAUGUAUAUCGUCAAUCAUUUCCUAGAUGUCAAUGUGCUGGGGGUCCUGGUGCCCGACCGGAUCCGCGCGCCCAAGACCAAUGCUGUCUCGGGCAAUGGGAGUAUCGGGGCACAGUCCGACUUAUGUCGGUCCAUGUAUAAACGGCUGCCUAAUGUGGUCCUUGUGGAUUUUGUAGAUCAGGGUGAGGUUAUGAAGGCUCAGAAUACGCUAAACGGGGUUUAG
Molecule: messenger RNA, 849 nt
Organism: Aspergillus bombycis
Lineage: Eukaryota; Fungi; Ascomycota; Eurotiomycetes; Eurotiales; Aspergillaceae
Exons: 2
Coding region: 1-849 (282 amino acids)
Biological process (GO): lipid metabolic process
Molecular function (GO): phosphoric diester hydrolase activity
Source: RefSeq, a predicted model, not a curated record